Messenger RNA from Chanos chanos (milkfish), 4738 nucleotides. It is a transcript of the gene wnk4b, whose product is annotated as WNK lysine deficient protein kinase 4b. The transcript has 21 exons. The record is from RefSeq and is a predicted model, not a curated record. The coding region runs from base 110 to 4633 and encodes 1507 amino acids. Gene Ontology annotation, biological process: protein phosphorylation. Gene Ontology annotation, molecular function: ATP binding; protein serine/threonine kinase activity. Lineage: Eukaryota; Metazoa; Chordata; Actinopteri; Gonorynchiformes; Chanidae.
GCUGCACCGUAGUAGACCGCGUACCGUGAAUUUAAUUUGCUGAUUAUUGGUUAGCCUAAUUUUGUUCGUUUAAAAAGCCUUUUGCUGGAAGGAGGGACAACCACCUGCAAUGUCUCAGGCUGAGGUGGACAGCAUGUCUGGACUUAGUUUCUCAAAGUUACCGGCGAGUUUCGACCCGGAGUCCUUUUUUCCAGCACGAUUACCACCGAGGCGGAGGAGACACUCGGCAAACGCGAGGAGAAAUGCCUAUCGGUUGAACAAAAUCCACACCAUGGAUCUCGAGUCUGACGAAAACGAUGCUCCUCUUACUAAAACUCUCUCCUGGUCUGCUGACGAUAUUUUGUCUGAGAGCACAAACGAGGAGAAAAAAGCGGACACUUCUGCUCAUGUGUCACCUGAUUCGAGCUCAAGCUCUCCUCAUGGUACCCAGGAUUCAGACCCAACGCCAGAGCUGGAUAAAUGGGACGCUGAUGACCGCAGUUCAAAAGCACUUGAUGCUAGUUCAGAUUCCGAGGACGGAAUCAAUCACAAAAAGGUCGUUUUGUCCCGUGUUCCUCUUGAGAGUAAAUUGGAGCAAGAAGAGAAGGAUGAAGUUGAGACCAAAGCCGUGGCAACGUCUCCUGACGGACGAUUUCUAAAAUUUAACAUUGAAAUUGGUAGGGGGUCCUUCAAGACGGUUUACAAAGGCUUGGAUACGGAGACAACCGUGGAAGUGGCAUGGUGCGAACUACAGACACGAAGGUUGAUGAAGGCGGAACGACAGCGAUUCAGCGAAGAGGUCGAGAUGCUGAAAGGCCUACAGCACCCAAACAUCGUCCGUUUCUACGACUCCUGGAAGUCAACUGUCAAAGGACACAAGUGCAUCAUCUUAGUCACAGAGCUCAUGACCUCUGGGACCCUGAAGACGUACCUAAAGAGGUUCAAAGAGAUGAAACUGAAACUUUUGCAACGUUGGAGCCACCAGAUCCUGAAGGGUCUUCACUUUCUGCACACGCGUACCCCUCCCAUCAUCCAUCGAGACCUCAAAUGCGACAAUAUCUUCAUCACUGGUCCGACGGGCUCCGUGAAGAUUGGAGAUCUGGGCCUUGCUACACUCAAGAGUGCCUCUUUUGCCAAAAGUGUCAUCGGUACCCCUGAGUUCAUGGCACCAGAGAUGUACGAGGAGAAGUACGAUGAGGCCGUGGAUGUUUACGCCUUCGGGAUGUGCAUGUUGGAGAUGGCCACUUCAGAGUACCCAUACUCAGAGUGCCAGAACGCUGCGCAGAUCUACCGCAAAGUCACAAGCGGCAUGAAGCCAGAUAGCUUCUUCAAAGUAAAAGUCCCCGAACUGAGGGAGAUCAUUGAAGGAUGCAUCCGCAUGAACAAAGAUGAAAGGUACACUAUUCAGGAUCUGCUGGAGCACCCGUUCUUCCAGGAGAACAACGGCGUCCACGUCGAGCUGGCCGAGGAGGACGACAUGGUGAAAUCCGAACUGAAGCUCUGGCUUCGCAUGGACGACACCAAGAAGCUGCACGGGAAGUACAAGGACAACAACGCCAUUGAAUUUCUCUUCGAGCUCUACAAAGACGUGCCAGAGGAAGUGGCUCAGGAGAUGGUGGUGCUGGGGUUCGUCUGUGAGGCUGACUACAAGUUGGUGGCCAAGGCCAUCCGCGACCGCGUGACCUCCAUCAAGCGGCAACGCGAGAAACUCCGCCGGCAGGCCGAGGAGGCGCAGAGGAGACGCCAGGAGGAGGUGAUCGAGGAGGAGCCGGAGCCAGAGCAGGCCCCCGAGUCCGAGCACCCCGUCUCCGUCCCUGCACAAAAUCCAGCCCUGAAGUCCUCGGAGACACCCGCGUCCACCCCGGCACAAACGCCACCAACCGUCACCGUGUCUGGACCAGCUCCAUCGCCAGCCGUUGGCUCGAUGGACUCGGGCAUCAAUGCCAGCUUCACUACCGAGCCAGAGGAACCAGAAACAGACCAGCAACUGCACUACAACAUUCGUCACGCCAGCUAUUCCUCAGCCACCUCUGACUGCGAGACAGAUGGAUACCUGAGCUCCUCUGGGCUCCAGGAGCCCUCUGAAGGACCUCUCCCAAGCCAAAACCCUGCCCCUGCCGCCCCACCACCACCAAUGGAAACGUCUCAUGCGGAUGUCCCGCCCGUCGAAGCUCCUCCCAUCCAGGAUGCACCAAUACCAGCCCUUCGCUUCCCCUCGAGUAUCGCCGUAUCUCACAACACUGAACGCGUCCAGUCAGGAUCAGCCAGUGGGUUCUCCUCACCUGUCGACAGCUAUGCCUCUGAUGUGACGUCUGGUUUGAGUGACGGAUACGAAGGCCUAUCGGAGAAGAGCGUUAGGGGCCCUAAGCGUACAGGAAACAAGCUGCUCAAGAGGAGGACCCGCUCACGCCUGCGCAUCACAGCGCUUUCAGACAAAGUGGACCGGGUAGUGGAGUGCCAACUACAGACACACAACAGCAAAAUGGUGACAUUUAAAUUCGACCUGGAUGGAGACAAUCCAGAGGAUAUCGCUGCAGUAAUGGUCCAUAAUGAGUUCAUCCUGCCAUCGGAAGAGGAGGGCUUCAUCCACCGCAUGAGAGACAUCAUCAGGAGAGCGGAGACGCUGAUGAGGAAGGAGCCGCUGGGUCUGACCCAGGGAAACGCGUCGCGCCUGCCUUACCUGAGCGGAGCAGGCACCCUGUCAGCCUCGCAGCCCAAUCUGGCCACACAAGGGUUAGCCCGCACGCAUUCCUCAUCCUCCCUUCCAGAUUACACAGCUGCCAGCCUGGGUCAGGGGAACCACGGUUCUACCCCAGCACUCAAUGCAGAUUUCUACAUCGACCCGGAUGCAGUUCCGCCCGUGCGCCCUCUUCGCUCCCAGUCCUUUCACACGUCAGGCUCUUCCCAGACUUACCACCCAACCACAUCCAAUUACCCACAGUUCUCCAACCCUGAUGCUUUGCCUCUACUACUGCCAAACCAGGUUGCCGGACAGUACCCCAAACCACCCUAUGUUCACAACCCUGCGUUCCCCUACCGCUACCCAGUCAACCAGCCCUCUCUGAAGCCUUCCCCCCUUGUUCGUGUUCCCAGUAACCCUAACUUCUCCACCUCUUCCCUAACCUCCGGAACUCAAGGGGGAGAGCUUGUGCCUCCGCCCGAAGCCGUUUCUCUGGCUGCCCCUACUGGUCCCCAACCUCCGCCACUACCCCAGCAGGCUGCGGGAAUGUGGCCACCGGGUCAGCAGCCACUUCUGUCACUGGCCAACGUGCUUUCGCUGGCCAUGAGCGUGGCUCAGUCCUUCAUGCCCAACACCUCCAUGCCUUCCAACCUGCCACAAGGGUUCCACCAUCAUGUGGCCACCCAAGGAGGUUUCCCAAGUGUGUACACCCCCCAGCAGCCGGGCCUUGGCAAGGGUGAGGCGGCCUACCAGCAGAGUGCCCAGAUGGGUCAGUACAUGGACAUGUACCAGUAUUCUGACACCCAUCCCCCAAUGCAACCCGGUACCGGCCUUGACCCACAGGAAGGAAAGGCAAACGUAGCACCUCGCACAGGAGGGCCUACAGGGCACAAAGAGGGAGCAGGAAUGGGUCCCACAGACGCCAGGCAACCCGUCUCCACCAGCAGUCCCAACCCGAUUCAUGGUUCCCAAACGAAUCUCCAGGCAGAGAGUCACUCAAUCCCAAAGGAGCCGCCCCAGAUGGACAGCGCAUCCUCAACCUCCACCUCCUCCUCCAUCACCAGUUCCCCAACAUCCUCUGCCUCCCACAGCCCUCAGAACACUGUGUUUUCACCCACACCUGGAGACUCCUGUUCUCUGAUUGUGCCUGAGGCACUGACUAACUCUGCCAAGGGCCGACUGUCUCCCAUCUCUGAAGAGAAUAAACCCACACGUACCGUGGGCCGAUUCCAGGUCACUCCGAGCCAAGAGAUCCCCUCAUCUCCGUCUAAACCAGCCCGUCCCCAGACGCCUCCCCCACCAACGCGUAACAGCCCGCCCCCUGCCCGUCACAGCCACUCAGAAAGCAGCACAGAGGACGUGGGCGAAUCAGAAGCCAGCUUGAGCACUCUCACCUUGUCACCCCCAAACAAGCCAUUCAACGGGCCCCCGCACGAAUUGCACAGGGACGGUGAGCAUGAGGACGGAGAGCUGGAAGAGGAGGAGGGAGAGAGAAGGGGAAGGAGAAUAAGCGUUAGCCUGUGGGAUGCCUCUCUCAGCAGCCCUCAGUUCAGUAACGGCUUGACCCAGCCUUGGAUGACUUACAAUCGCAGCACCUCGUACGUGAGCAGCGAUGAAACGGAGAGCGAGGACGAGGAGAUGCUUGAGGAGCUGAAGGAGCUAAGGAGGAGGCAUCUGUCUGAGGUGCAGAGCCUGCAGGCGGCUCAAAAGCGAGAGAUCGAGGAGCUGUACGAGAGGAUGGGUAAAGUCCCGCCCCCAGGAAUCGUGUCCCCGGCGGCAAUGCUGUCCAGUCGCCAGCGACGGUUGUCCAAGAGCGGCGGCUAUCCACCAUCUCGCCGGAACAGCCUGCAGAGACUGGACAUACUGCCCCCUACGGGAAUUAUGCGCAAGAACUCGGUCAGUGGCAGCAGCAGUGGGUCUCAGGAGAGGACCACCAAGGGCGUGACCUUCGCCACUGACUACAACAGAAUGUGAGCCACUCUUGUCUUAUGUCCAACGCUGUUCUGAAUGACAGUUUUCCAAAUGGCAACUGCAAGCAAGUAACACCGAGGCAGAGUUUCCUGUUAUAGAUGUAUGGAG